Molecule: messenger RNA, 653 nt
Organism: Fusarium oxysporum Fo47
Lineage: Eukaryota; Fungi; Ascomycota; Sordariomycetes; Hypocreales; Nectriaceae
Exons: 1
Coding region: 21-590 (189 amino acids)
Source: RefSeq, a predicted model, not a curated record
CGCACUUCACAAUCAUCACAAUGGCUUCUACUAGAUAUUCGCCACUUGAGGACGAACUAUUCAGAUUAUAUCGCGAAUACCGGGAAACAAAGUCCAUCGACGCCAAGGCUCUCUUUUUCUCACCGGAAUGUCGUCAGAUAUGUCGCACAGACCCAGACUAUGCCGCAAAAGACCGAGACACCAUUCUCCGCUACCUUCGCGAAUCAGGCGAAGUCCUCCAGAGAAUCUAUCACGAAGCGGGAUGGGACAUCAGUGAAAUGGAUCCAGCUUCCGUGAGAAGCUUUUACACCAUGCGACCCCUUCUCCCGAACGAAACAGAAGAUUUUGCAACGAUCAGGGAAUUAGCUCCUGCUGGCUUCGCGUCUUCGGAGGAGGUUCGCGACAAAGCAGAGGCUGAGACGUGGGAGGGGCUUAGAGUCAAUAUGUGGACGGAGGAUAAUAAAGGAAGAGGGAUUUUGGUCAAAGUUCAGUAUUGGUGGCGGAAAGAAGACGGCGCGUGGAAGCAGAUAUUACAUGAUAUUAUGUUCUUAGGGCCUGUUGAUGGGACGGAGAAGGAUGGGAGAGGUAUCUUGGUAGAGGAGAGAGUCUGAUACCACCAAGCCUCAAUUUAUUAACUGUCUGUGGAAGAAGUGUCCUUUGGGCAAGAAUUAAAA